This is a messenger RNA of Drosophila persimilis, 256 nucleotides long. RefSeq lists its product as uncharacterized. Lineage: Eukaryota; Metazoa; Arthropoda; Insecta; Diptera; Drosophilidae. The record is from RefSeq and is a predicted model, not a curated record. Bases 1 to 213 code for a protein of 70 amino acids. The transcript is spliced from 2 exons.
AUGAAAUUCCUGUAUCUGCUGCUGAGCAUUUGCAUCUUCCUGCUGUGCGCCCCCUGGUCUAAGGCCCAGACCAUACCCACCCUUGCUCUGCCGGAUCCAACACCUCCAAAUGGAGCUCCCGUAGACGGCGAAAGCACAGGCUUCCCCGGGCCACCAUCCGCAGCACCUACAGAACCCACACCCGAAGUCUCCACCAUAUAUCCAAUUUAUUGAUACAAUAUCUGAUGAUAUUUGAAUUAAAAAUUGAAUUGCAAGU